This is a messenger RNA of Panicum virgatum (switchgrass), 3587 nucleotides long. Its product is annotated as pentatricopeptide repeat-containing protein At4g19440, chloroplastic-like. The transcript is spliced from 4 exons. Bases 14 to 2425 code for a protein of 803 amino acids. NCBI's taxonomy places the organism in Eukaryota, Viridiplantae, Streptophyta, Magnoliopsida, Poales, Poaceae. The record is from RefSeq and is a predicted model, not a curated record. Gene Ontology annotation, molecular function: protein binding.
UCCGCAUCACACCAUGAAACCACCAUCGCGCCUUCCCCCCCAACUCCGCCGCCGCCACCUCUCAUCCGACGGCGACGCCGCCGCAGAUGCCGCCGAGCUCGCCGGCGUGCUCGCUGUGGCGCCCUCGCCCGAUGCAAAGCGAGAGAUCGCCGCUAUGCUCCGCCGCCUCGGCAGCCGCGGCCUCGCCUCCGCCCUCUCGUCCCUCCCGGCGCCGCUCCCCGGCGCCUUCGCCCUGCGCCUCGUCCAACAUGUCCUCUCCGACUCCACUGCAUGUGGCUCCCGUACAGGCGAGGACCUACUCACCCCCCGCGUCUCGGCUCUCCUCCUUCCCUCGCUCGUCGCCGAUCGCACCGCGCUCCCCUCCGCGCGCCGCCUCCUGUCACGCCUCAUCCGCUUCCACCCUAUCCCCUUGGCCGCGGCGGCUGUGGCCGACGUCGCCUGCACUGCCAGCUCGGACCUCCUCGUCCACGCCUGCCUCAACUCGCCCGCCCCCGGAUCCCUGUCCCGUGCCACCGACGCCUUCCACGUGCUCUCCACGCGUGGAGCCUCGCCUUCCAUCAAGACCUGCACUAUCCUCGUCGAAGCCUUGGGCUGUGCUGGUCAACUUGACGCUGCCAGAAAGGUAUUCGACGAAAUGCGGGAUGGCAAGACUGUCGCCCCUGAUGAGUACACGUACACGGUGAUGAUAAAGGCACUCUGCAAUGCUGGUGAGGUUGAUGCUGCUUUUGUGAUGCUUGCGGAGUUGCGGCGAGCAGGGCUGCAGCCAACUGUGGUGACUUACAAUGUGCUAAUGGAUGCACUGUGCAAGAGCGGGAGGGUGGAGGAGGCCUUUCUGUUGAAGGGGAGGAUGGUUGAAGGUAGGGUGAGGCCAAGCGUGAUCACGUUUGGCAUCCUGAUCAAUGGUCUUGCAAGGGGUGAGCGGUUUGGGGAGGUUGGAGCAGUGUUACAGGAGAUGGAAGGUUUUGGGAUCACUCCCAAUGAGGUUAUUUACAAUGAGCUAAUUGGUUGGCAUUGUAGGAAAGGGCAUUGCUCAGAGGCGCUUAGGCUUUUUGAUGAAAUGGUCUCAAAGGGAAUGAAGCCUACAGUGGUGACAUUCAACUUGAUUGCGAAAGCUCUAUGCAAGGAAGGGGAGAUGGAGCGUGCUGAGCAGAUAUUGGACGAGAUGUUGUUGUCUGGGAUGACAGUUCAUUGUGGCUUGUUCAAUACUGUGGUCGCGUGUCUUCUUCGAAGAACUGGAAGACUGGACUCGGUGCUAAGGCUUAUAAGAGAAAUGGUUGCCAGAUUUAUGAAACCAAAUGAUGCUUUGAUGACAUCAUGUACCCAGGAGCUUUGCAAGAGAGGGAAACACUUGGAAGCGGCUAAAAUUUGGUUCAAAAUGCUGGAAAAAGGUUUAGGUGUCAAUAUUGCAACAUCCAAUGCGUUGAUUCAUGGGCUUUGUGAAGGAAAUAACAUGAAAGAAGCCACUAAGGUUCUAAGGGCCAUGGCGGAAAACGGGGUUGAAUUGGAUUGCAUCACAUAUAACAUAAUGAUUCAAGGUUUCUGCAAAGAUAGUAAAAUCGACGAAGCGAUACAACUUCGUGAUAACAUGAUCAAAAGAGGGUUUAAGCCUGAUCUUUUCACAUUUAAUACUUUCCUAUGCGCUUAUUGCAAUUUGGGUAAAAUGGAAGAGUCCCUUCACCUGUUGGAUCAAAUGAAAAGUGAGGGCCUUAAGCCAGAUAUUGUGACGUAUGGCACCAUAAUAGAUGGUUAUUGUAAAGCAAAAGAUAUUCUGAAGGCAAAGGAAUAUUUGAAUGAAUUGGUGAAAGUUGGGUUAAAACCGAAUGUAGUAAUAUAUAAUGCUCUUAUUGGUGGUUACUGUAAGAAUGGUAAUAUUUCUGAUGCAAUUGGUGUUCUUGGCACUAUGAAGUCUAAUGGCAUACAACCAACUGCUGUAACAUAUGCCAGUCUUAUGCAUUGGAUGUGUCAUUCUGGUCUUGUUGAAAAGGCUAAGGCUAUUUUUGCACAAUGUAUUGUAAAGAACAUUGAGCUUGGAGUAAUUGGCUAUACAAUUAUGAUUCAAGGUUUAUGCGAAAUAGGAAAAAUUGAUGAAGCUCUUAUCUACUUUAAGGAGAUGCGUUCAAGGGAUAUACCACCAAAUAAGUUGACUUAUACCACUCUGAUGUUUGCCUAUUGCAAAUCUGGCAACAGUGAAGAAGCGUCCAAGCUUUUUGAUGAGAUGGUGAGCUCAGGCAUUGUUCCUGAUAGUGUUUCCUACAAUACAAUAAUUUCAGGGUGUUGUGAGGCAGAUUCAUUGGAUAAGGCAAUAGAAAUUCCUGCUGAACUUCCCUUAAGAGUUUUGAAACAGGAUUAUUGUUCAUACAAUCCAUUGGUUAACAGAAGAACUACACCCUGGUGCCAAAAAGAAGCCAUUUCCAGUUCUGAAUGAUGUGUAACCGAGGUUCCAUUGGGCAUGACUGGUUUUUGAGAAAGGUGUUGUCCAAGCAUUAAAUCGGAGGAACUUGGGAGAAUAUGUGCACUACCACCUUGCCUUUGGUUGUAUGCCUUGUGCAUCCAUCAAACAUGCUACUCAUGGUUGUCAACCUUUUCCAUCAAGCACAGUCCAACAGAAGCAGAAGGUUGAAUAGGUUUAAAAGUGGUAGUAUGCAUCGCCAACGACCAUACUAGAGAGUCAUCCAAGGGCAGCCACAGAAUGCACUUUAGGUUUAUUUGGACAACAUUGUUGGAUCAAAACAACAAGAGAGGCUAGUUUGCUUAUUGGGACCCAUUUAUACAAGACAACAUUGUUGGAUCAAAACAACAGGAGAGGCCAGUGUACAGUUGAUCCACGAAAAGAUGACAAUUCAAUAAAAAUACUAGGUGCAGGUGAUCAAAACGUUUUGAGAUUGGGCGAUCUAUAAUAUAUUUAAUUGAUGAACUUGGAGUACAGCAUGGGCCACUUGUUAUGGUAGCAUUAAAGAGGCCAGCUCUUAGCUGACUUGCAGAAACAUCAGUUCAUGUUUGCUACUGAAACCGAGCAUCUGAUUUCUGGUAUUUGCUUCUGUUGAUAUCUGAGAGCAUCUUAGUUCUGCUGGAGUGCAAAUCUUCUUAAAGAUUUCUAUAACUGAAAUACCUACAGAUUACUAAAGAUUGACUGUGAAGAAGCCAUAGCAAAGAGAUAGUUCAGGUGGCAUAAGCCAAUAGAAUUAUUGUGAUGUUAACUUUCACUGCAGGGACCAGGGUUAAGUAGCAAUUACUCCUGUCAACAUCUAAUCCUCCAACCUCAACCAAUCUGAGCCUUGGUGUGGGCAGCACUGGUUGGCACUGUAGUGCGAUGUGACUGUUCACGUGUUACUGUAGCAACCGAUAUUUUUUCCCUUUUGCCCUGCCAAAGUAGUUUCAGUUGACAGCUAGGGAUAAAAUAGUUUCCUUGUUUGUUGAUUUUACUUCUUUAUAGAGAUUCAAUAUGAAGAUAAGUGGAGUUAGAUGUGUUUCUUAGAGGUAAAGUCAAGCAAUCCCUAUAAAGGGAGAAGAUGUAUCCAGUUAUUCAUUCAUUAUGCAUCAAGAAGAAAUAAUUAAAUCUAUCCAAAACCAUAAUUCUUUCUACCUUC